AUGUCUGACGACGAGGUACCGACGCUGGUGCCUGCUGGCGGCCAAGAGAAAUCCCAAAAGCCUCUGGGCAUGCGAAAAAAUGGCAAGCAAUGGCAUGAACAGAAAAAAGCUUUUCGCCCAACCAAGGGCCUCACUACCUUCGAGAAACGAGCAAAGGAAAGAGCCGCGAUGGCCCAAAUGAAGGCAAAAGAGAAGGAAAUGAAGGAUGAGAAGGAGCAGGCACGAAAGGAGAAAAUCGAAAAAAUACGUGAGAAUCGUGCCAAGAAGGAAGAAAGGGAGCGAUACGAGAAGAUGGCUGAGACGAUGCAUCGGAAACGAGUUGAGCGAUUGAAGAGGAAAGAGAAGCGCAACAAGUUGAUCAACUCAUGA
Pochonia chlamydosporia 170 is the source of this 369-nucleotide messenger RNA. Its product is annotated as cgr1 family domain-containing protein. The record is from RefSeq and is a predicted model, not a curated record. The coding region runs from base 1 to 369 and encodes 122 amino acids. The transcript is spliced from 3 exons. Lineage: Eukaryota; Fungi; Ascomycota; Sordariomycetes; Hypocreales; Clavicipitaceae.